Molecule: messenger RNA, 594 nt
Organism: Colletotrichum godetiae
Lineage: Eukaryota; Fungi; Ascomycota; Sordariomycetes; Glomerellales; Glomerellaceae
Exons: 1
Coding region: 1-594 (197 amino acids)
Source: RefSeq, a predicted model, not a curated record
AUGACUCCUCGAAAGGCACUCGCAUGCUGCGGUAGGACAUUCGCUCAAAAAGGCAAUCACGAGAGACACAUCAGAACCGUGCAUUCAGAUCGUAGAAGAAUGCCCUGUGGUAGAUUGCUCAAGCCUAGGUCAGACAACGUUAAGCGCCAUGAAAUGCGGUGCGAAACUUGCCGAUGUUCUCGCAGAGGCCAUUCCGCGAGCGAGAACAACUCGGUAAUCAAAUCGAAACCCAUUCACAUUGAAGAUCAAACUCCUACAGUACUCUAUGACCCACGUUCCAUGGAGCCAAUCAGUGUCGAAGGAUUCGACCAACGACAUUUGGAAAUAGCACCAACGGCAGACUCCAGUCAAGCAACCGGAGGCUUGUCUUUGGCCACCAUAGACUCGGCCAUUCCUGCUGAAAUUGAGAUACAGAUUGGCUCAAUCGACAGCAUCUCUGAAUUUCAGGUGCCGUCAAUUUUGUUUGAUACAGCCUUGUCGAACACCAUGGAAGGGCACAUAAGCCAUGGCAUUGGCAAUUUUGAAGACAUCUGCACAUACCACUACCCAUACACUCCCGACGAGUUAGUUCAUUUCGAAGAAGAAAACGCAUAG